Messenger RNA from Sycon ciliatum, 2738 nucleotides. RefSeq names its product glutamate--tRNA ligase-like. NCBI's taxonomy places the organism in Eukaryota, Metazoa, Porifera, Calcarea, Leucosolenida, Sycettidae. The transcript has 15 exons. Bases 90 to 1673 code for a protein of 527 amino acids. The record is from RefSeq and is a predicted model, not a curated record. Gene Ontology annotation, cellular component: mitochondrion. Gene Ontology annotation, biological process: glutamyl-tRNA aminoacylation. Gene Ontology annotation, molecular function: tRNA binding; zinc ion binding; ATP binding.
UUCAAAUGCACAAUUACAAGUAGAGUCAAUUGUUAUAUCUACUGUGACAGUAACUAGACUACUGACCUGGAUGAGAAGCCAGGUGCAGGAUGCUGUCGUUGCUGAUAUAUCACGGCCGUCGUCCUGCCAGCAUUCAGGUCAUAGCACGAUUAUGUAGCUCCAAUGCUACAACACCAGUGUCGGAUGUUCGAGUACGUUUCGCACCAAGUCCAACUGGGGACCUGCAUCUUGGAAGUUUGCGAACAGUGCUGUUCAACUACGCGUUUGCAAAGAAAAAUAAUGGAACAUUCAUUCUCCGAGUGGAAGACACGGACCAGAAACGGUCUGUACCCGGUGCAGUGGAGCGUAUGAUGGACAUCUUAAAAUGGGUGAAGAUGAUGCCUGAUGAAGGUCCUGGCGUUGGUGGAGACUAUGGUCCAUACAUCCAGUCUGAACGUACCAAACUCUAUCGGCAAUUUGCUGACAAGUUACUCCAGGCUGGCAGUGCGUAUCCAUGUUUCUGCUCCGCUGAGCUACUAGCUGAGAAACGCCAGCAAGCACUGGCGAAUCGGAGUGAGGUGCAGUACGAUGGCACGUGCCGUCACCACACAGACGCAGAGCGGGCAGAGAGAAUAGCGCACGGCGAGCCUCACACGAUACGAAUGAAGGUGCCGGAGGAUUUCAGUGUGGAGCUAGAUGACCUGGUUGUGGGCAAGCACACCUUCACAUCACAGAUUAUGGGUGAUCAGGUAUUGCUGAAGGCAGAUGGGUUUCCUACGUACCACCUUGCCAACGUUGUUGAUGAUCACCUCAUGCAGAUCAGCCACGUCAUUCGUGGAAAGGAAUGGGUGAGUUCCACCGGCCUGCAUCUCCUACUGUACAGCGUACUGGGCUGGACACCACCUCGCUUUCUUCACCUGCCACUCAUUGUGAAAGAAGACGGUAGGAAGCUGUCAAAGCGUGAUGCGGAUUCCUUUGUUUCUUACUACAGGGAGGCUGGCUAUCAGCCAGAUCCCAUACUGGCCUUCAUCAGUGGUUUAGAGAUGUACGGCCAGGGCUGCGAAGGCAAACGUCUCACUAUGGAAGAGCUCCUGGAGAAUUUUACGCUAGACACGCCGAGUGACAUCAGGCUGGUGCACGAUAGCCUGCCCAUCUUCCAGAUGAACCAUGUCCGCACUGCGCUCGACACUCCGUCUGCCUAUCGAGAGGAGCUCGUUGAUGAAUUCCGUCGACUGAUGCGGAGUGCACUUUCCAGCAGCUCAUCAUCCGAUGACGUUGCUGAUGAGCGAUGGUCAGAUGAGUACCUUGUGGAAGCACUGAAAGAGCUUGUGAUACGACACGGCACUUUGAAGCAGUGUGCUGAGCAAGGCACCUACUACAUGGUGUCACCGACGUUGACCGCGGAAAAUCUCGCCCACCAAUCCUUCAAAGCGUUCAGCGCCUUGACGUGGAACAGUCUGUGUGAAUCCCUGGAUAGCUUGGAAGACUGGACGGCUGAUCCUAUUCUUGCCGCGAUCAAGGCAGUGUCCAAGCAGCACAAGAUUAAAAUGGGCCGGGUGCUGCCAGCAAUGCGGCUGUGCCUCAUGGGCAUUGAGAGUGGUGUUGGGGUUGCCCCGUUUGCUGCACUGAUAGGCAAGACAGCGACCGUAUCCAGACUGCAUCGUUAUGAAAAGCAGCUACAGCUUGGCUCCUGAUCCACAGUUGUGUGUUAACAUGCCAUGCAGUUCCCUGGUGCUGCUGCUACUGCUGUUUCAGGUCACAAUGGUGGCAAACAUGAUGCUUGCAUCGAGUCGAGGGAAGCCGAGUGACCAAGGCGAUGCACUGCUGCCGAUCCCACCACCUUGCUGCGAGUAUGAGUGAUGUGCUUUGAGCACCGUGCACGCCCGGGUGUAUGUUAGCUGCAGCCCAGAGUGCGCUGCAGCUCAACAGUGCACUCUCCUGGACCCAAUGAGCGGCACUAGCAUGUGAUGUGUGGCUUGAGAUUGCUAGCGGUUAUCACGUAGAUGCAUACCAGCUCGAAUGCGAGUGUGGUGAUCAUUUCUCUCUGGGGAAGAACCCCACGUCACGUGUGUCGCUAGAGUAUGGUCCUAGCCCUAGGUGAUGGUGGGCCAACCUAAGCGAAAGUAUACAACACAUGAUCACAGUUGAUCACGGAGUGGCAAGAGAAAAGGUUAACCGCUUUCUUACAGUAUAUUGGCGGCUGUAUGGCAGUCAAAGACUGAUGCAGUCGUUUUGCAGAGACAUCCACAUCUUUUCCCAAGUCUUCUUGAUUAGUGGAGCACUUUGUCAUCGACACUGCAUUUGAUGGCCCAUUGUUGGCAGCAAUGAUACCAGAGUACGUUUUUACCCAUGUAGAUCUGACAAAUAGCUGACAGUGCCACAUGCAGGUCCUGUUGGCUUUCCGCGUCCCUUUUGUAAAACAGUUUUAACUGUUCAUGUUGUUUUGCAUUUUGCUUUUUACCGUUCAUCUGUCAUGUGUGACUGCCAUCCAUUCGUUAGUCUUCGACGUCAUUCACGUCUGCAGGACAGACAAAGACAGUUGCUCUAUGCCGCAUCUGUUCGUGUAGUUGCGAUGCUUCCAAACACAUAAUGCAAGAGCACAAUAUGUCCAUAGUGAAUUAGCGCCAGUCAGGCUCAGCUCUGUGCAGCCCCAGGCAAACGUGCACCUAGAGUUUCAAAUUGUGGAAUUUCUACCUAUUUUUAUUCUCAUUUUCCUCGUAGAACGGCCACAGAAUUCUGAUAUUUUGCCACGGGGUUCA